Molecule: messenger RNA, 1137 nt
Organism: Gavia stellata (red-throated loon)
Lineage: Eukaryota; Metazoa; Chordata; Aves; Gaviiformes; Gaviidae
Product: MARVEL domain-containing protein 3
Exons: 4
Cellular component (GO): membrane
Source: RefSeq, a predicted model, not a curated record
AUGCACUGCUGUUUGCUGGGUUUAAUACUUUAUGUAAGAGACAACAUUAGAGAAGCCAAGAUUCGUGCUCUUAGUGGACACCAUGCCUUGGCCUUGCAGCAAAGGAAGUUAUUUUAGAAAGAAAGAAUACAUGUAAGAAACAAGAUGUCUCACGCCGGGAGACGAUACCAAGAUAAGCAAUACAGGCACCAUGCAAAUCAUGGAUCUGAUACAUAUGAGGAAGACAGAAGAGUGAGAAAACCAUACCCGUACAAUGGAAGAUCAACAGAAGACAUCCGAGGUGGCCAGCACUCAAGGACUUCCACUGUUUGCUCAGAUUCUUACUCUAAAACUUCAGGAACAGCACGGGAAUAUUUUGGCCCACCACCAGAAUGUUAUCCUCCCAAGGAAACCUUCUCAAUGAAGUGUUCAAAGGUAUGCACAACAAGAGGCAUUUUGAAGUUUGUGGAAAUCACGGUUAACCUCCUGGUGCUGAUUUGCGUGGGUGCUGCCCAAGCCUCUGUUGCAGGCUUCACAUCCCUUGGUGGCCUCGGCACUGGAUCCUUUAGCCUGAAUUCGGCCUAUAACCCCUUUGAGGGCACAGAGCUCCAGGAGGUGAGGGAGCUAGACAUGCAGUUCACCCAGAUGAGAGCCCCUUGCGUGUAUGGCGGAGUAGCCUUCAGCUUAACAGCAGCAGUACUUACCCUUGUCUUCCUUGUCGUGGGGGCAAAACCCAUCCAGCAGCUCAGGAUGGGGCUGCUGGCAGGGGAAUGUGCCUUCAACCUGCUGGCUGGCGUGGCGUACAUCGUGGCGGUUGGCCUCUACCUGCAUUUUGUCAGUCGGGUGAACUCCACAGAAGUUUGCAAGAGGCGCGAGAGGCUGUAUGCGCGCCGUGGGUAUACCUCCAUGAACUGUGUGGUCCAGGGCGGUGAUGCGGCCGUCGGCCUUUUUGGUGUUGCUGCUGCCUGUUUGUACUUUGCCAGCUUUGUAGUCUGCACCCUUGCUGUCCGAACCGUCCGGGCCUUCCAGAGCCGCGCAGCCAAGGCUCAGCACAGCCCCAAAAGCAACAUUGGAGACAGAAGCAUCAAAAACCACCAUGACAUCCACAGGACCUCCAAGAGCUCCCACAAUGUCCAGGCUCUUGCCACGUUAGUGUGA